Molecule: messenger RNA, 2709 nt
Organism: Chara braunii
Lineage: Eukaryota; Viridiplantae; Streptophyta; Charophyceae; Charales; Characeae
Source: the annotation of a GenBank genome assembly
AGACAGUCCACAAAGGAUUUAAUUGCCAGCAAACACAAACAGUCGAUGUUGUCUUCAAUUGCCAGCAAGCAAGGCAGUGGAGGGGGGGUACAAAAGACGAAAAGGUCCGAAUGGGGUGGGAAUGGGGUGGAAUGACAGGACCGUAAGAGCUUGUGGAGUGGGGUUCCGCUUGGAACCUUUGAUCCUGUUGAAUUGCGAGCAAGCAGGACAGAUCCAGAAACGCACCCUGGAGUGCAGAAAUGAACGAGGCGGUGAAGAUGCUGCUGCAGACAUUGUGACGACCGAGGAGCAGCGACGUGUGAUGAUGGCAGAGCUGGAAAAUGGACGGAGAGAGGAACAGGCCCAACAGGAGCGAGCGUGGGAGAGAGAGCGGGAAGCGGAAAGGGAGCGAGAGAGGGAAAGAGAACGCGAGAGAGAACGAGAAAGAGAAAGAGAUCAAAGGGAUCGGUACAGGACUCAGGACCGGAAUCAGGACCGGAAUCAGGACCGGAAUCAGGACAGGAAUCAGGACAGGAAUCAGGACAGGAAUCAGGACAGGAAUCAGGACAGGGACAGAAACGACAGGGAGCGAGAUAGAGAUCGAGAUAAGGAUGGAAGGGAUCGCGACAGAACGGAUAAACAUGUAGAGCGAGAGAGGGAAAAGGAGCUUGAAGCAAUCAAAGACCAGGCAAGUGCAUGCCUCUAUCAGAAUCCUCACGAAGCUCAGCUGCUAUUUGGGAGAGGACUCAGGGCAGGGAUUGACCGAAGAGAGCAGAAGAAGCUGGCAGCAAAGAAUGAGAAAGAUCUUCGGGCUGCUAGAAGAGCGGUCACUGGCGAGGAGGAAACGAAGGAGGAGAUGGAGGCGCAGAAGCAGAAGGAGCAAGCGGCAAACACUUACGAUCCAUUUGACAUGCGCGUUGAUCGGCAUUGGUCUGAAAAGAAGUUGGAGGAGAUGUCGGAACGCGAUUGGCGUAUCUUCCGUGAAGACUAUAACAUAUCAUACAAGGGAUCGCGAAUACCACGCCCCAUGCGGAAUUGGGAGGAGUCUGGGCUUCCCAAGGAAUUACUGAAAGCUGUGUCGAAAGCCGGUUACAAGAAGCCGUCACCAAUCCAGAUGGCGGCUAUUCCACUGGGAAUUCAGCAGCGGGAUGUGAUCGGAAUCGCAGAAACAGGCUCGGGUAAGACAGCUGCUUUUGUUCUCCCCAUGCUGUCGUACAUCAUGAAGCUAGAUCCAAUGACGGAAGAGAAUGAGGCGGAAGGGCCAUAUGCAGUAGUGAUGGCGCCGACACGUGAGCUGGCGCAACAGAUUGAAGAGGAGACUGUCAAGUUUGCCCAGUAUUUGGACUUCCGGGUUGUGUCGAUUGUUGGUGGCCAGUCGAUCGACAAGCAGGGCUUCAGCCUUCGACAGGGAUGUGAAAUUGUGAUCGCAACACCAGGUCGGUUACUAGACUGCUUAGAACGAAGGUACGCAGUGCUCAACCAAUGUAAUUAUGUGGUGCUGGACGAGGCCGACAGGAUGAUUGAUAUGGGCUUCGAGCCACAGGUUAUGGGUGUUUUAGAUGCAAUGCCUUCAAGCAAUCUCAAGCCGGAGAACGAGGAGGAGGAGUUAGAAGAGAACAAGAUUUAUAGAACCACAUACAUGUUCAGACUCGUGCGCAUUCUGGAUGAAAUGGGGGAGAAGACGGCGAUCGUCUUCGUUAAUCAGAAGAAGGCAGCAGACUCAUUGGCCAAACAUCUUGACAAGCUGGGCUAUAAAACCACGACGCUUCAUGGAGGCAAGACACAGGAGCAGCGUGAGAUAAGCUUGGAUGGAUUUAGGCAGAAGCGGUUCAACAUCCUCGUGGCGACUGAUGUGGCUGGCCGUGGCAUUGACAUUCCGGACGUUGCCCAUGUUAUCAACUAUGAUAUGCCGAGCAACAUCGAGCAGUAUACGCACAGAAUCGGACGAACGGGCCGUGCGGGGAAGACCGGUACAGCGACAACUUUCUUAACUCUCCAUGACAGUGAUGUCUUUUAUGAUCUUAAGCAGAUGCUAAUCCAAAGCGGAAGCCCAGUUCCUGCAGAGCUUGCAAGGCAUGAAGCGUCCAAGUUUAAGCCAGGUUCUAUACCCGAUCGUCCGCGUCGGAAGGAUGACAAAGUGUUCUCGUUCUGAUGAGCACAGCUGGGCACAGUUUUUUCAAACUCGUUUAACAAUGUUUUUUUUUUUUUUUUUGAGUAUUUUGAAAUUCUUCACCGGAUCUCCGGUGGCACGAUCGGGGACCCAGGGGGGAUCCUGACAUCAUUUCCUGGCAGGGCAAGAUGUCCGCCGUCGUCAGCGAGUGUGCAUUGGACCUCUUGCGGCUGAGCUGUCCCCUUCCGGUCCUUGCAUCAGGCAUUGGCCCUAGUUCUCUAGUUCAAGACACACAGCGUGCCUUAUGUUUCUAGAGAUGUCACGUGCCUUAUGUUUCUAGAGACAUCAUUCCGUGGCGAGCAAGAUGUCCGCCGUCGUCAGCGAGUGUGUAUUGAUUGGACGGGUUGCGGGCGAGCAGUCCCCUCCCGGUCCUUGCAUCAGGCAUUGGACCUAAUUAACUAGUCCAAGACACACAGCGUGCCUUAUGUUUCUAGAGACGUCAUUCCGUGGCGAGCAAGGUGUCUGCAGUGGACAGUGAGUGCGUAGUGAUUGGACCGGUCGCGGCCGAGCGGUCCCCUCCCAGUCCUUGCAUUGGACAUUCGAACUCCGCCUACCAAAUU